This is a messenger RNA of Phyllotreta striolata, 3852 nucleotides long. Lineage: Eukaryota; Metazoa; Arthropoda; Insecta; Coleoptera; Chrysomelidae. The record is from the annotation of a GenBank genome assembly.
AUGGAUCAGACUAAGAAGCACAUCAAAGUUUCUCCCGAGGAGAAGGCUAAUGUGUUUUCCAAAAUUUUUUAUUGGUGGUUUUUGCCUUUCUAUUAUUUCGGUUAUAAAAACGACAUACAGCUAAAGGACAUAUACAAUGCUUCGAAAUCGGAUCACUCUGAAAUGUGGGGAGAUAAAUUGCAAAUGAAUUGGGAAAAAGAAUUAAAGAAAAACAAACCCAACUUAAAACGUGCGAUUUUCUAUACGUUUGUCAAACCGUACUCACUAUCAGGAAUUGUUCUAUUCUUUCAAUACAACAUCAUGAAGGCGACAUCGAUUAUCAUCGUCGCCUUCAUAAUCGUAGUUUGCUCUCACGGGUCAUCGUUGUCGGCCCAAAGGGUGGGAAUGCGGGCGAGAGUGGCCGUCUGCUCGCUGAUGUACCGAAAAGUGCUGAAGUUGAACCACAAGUCGCUCGGCCAAACGGCCAUCGGCCAGGUGGUCAAUCUCAUGUCGAACGACGUCCAACGGUUCGAUUUGGUGUCACUGUUUUUGCACUACAUGUGGGUGACGCCCAUCAACGUUCUCGUUUCCUUCUACGUUAUGUACCAAAGCGUCGGAAUCGUCGCCGCCGCCGCCGGAAUGGGCGCUAUCAUCUUGGAAUCCAUACCGAUACAAGCUUUCCUGUCGAAUCUACAGGGAAAAUUCCGGUACCAAAUAGCUAUCAAAACGGACAGACGAGUGAAGCUGAUGAACGAAAUUACGUCGGGUAUACAGGUAAUCAAGAUGUAUGCUUGGGAAAAGCCCUUCGAAAAAAUGGUGACACUGUCUAGAAAGUUAGAAGUAAACUACAUUAGGAAAUCGUCUUAUAUAUUCGGAAUGAUAUCGUCGAUGGCCGUAUUUGCGGAACGAUUAUGUUUGUACGUUACUGUAAUGACGGUUGUAUUGUUAGGUAAGAGCAUAAGAGGAGACGUCAUAUUUUCGAUCGCGCAAUUAUUCAACACUGUAAAACUCACGAUUUGCAUAAACUUACCCUGGUGUCUAUCCUAUUACGCCGACGCCAAAGUAUCACUAGCAAGAAUUGAAAAAUUCCUGCUGUUAGAGGAAGUUGAUGCCGAGAAGCUCAUCACAAGUGAGGGAGAGGUGGGCGAAGUAAAACUUAAUGGUGUCACGGCCAGCUGGAAGCUAGACUCAAUCGCCCCUACUCUCAUUGAUCUCACCUUCCGAAUCGAGCCGGGCACGUUAUGCUGUGUUGUUGGUAAUGUUGGGGCCGGCAAAAGCAGCAUUUUACAGUUGCUGCUUAGAGAAUUGACUGUAAAAUCGGGCACAAUGACCACCAACGGGAGGAUCGCCUUCGCCUCGCAAGAACCUUGGCUGUUCGUCUCCAGCGUGCGGAACAACAUUUUGUUCGGAAAGCCUUACGACAGGGAAAGGUAUCGUGAAGUGGUAAAAGUGUGCUCGUUGAUCAAAGACUUUCAGCAAUUUCCCUUUGGUGAUAAAACAUUGGUGGGAGAAAGAGGAGUGUCGUUGAGCGGCGGCCAAAGAGCCAGAGUGAAUUUGGCGAGGGCUGUGUACAGCGAAGCAGACAUAUACCUAUUUGACGAUCCUCUAUCGGCGGUGGAUACGAAAGUCGCUAGACACCUUUUCCAGGAAUGUUUCAUAAAAUACUUGAGCGGCAAAACCAGAGUUUUGGUCACGCAUCAAUUGCAAUUCAUGAAACAAGCCGAUUUGAUUAUAACUGGAAGAAUCGAGAAGAUUGGAGAGUUCGACCAAUUGUCACUGAAAGAUUUGAACAUCAUACAACAAGAAGCUGAAAAAAAUGGCAAGAAUGAAUUAAUAAAAACGGAAGGCAAGGAAAAAAUCGAUGAAGUCGAAAUAGAUACUAAAAAACAUGACCCCUUCCAAUCUAAUAUAUCUCUUGUAUCUAAAUUUGGCGAUGAAACGCAAGAAAAGGACGAAUUAAUUGAAAAAGGCGUUAUUAAAACCAAAACGUACAUGGCCUAUUGGAAAGACGGUGGUGGAUGGUUUUUUCUACUCUUCACCCUAUCAAUGUUCAUCAUCGCUCAAAUAGCUUCAAACGCAGCCGAUUUGUGGCUAACAAAUUGGACUAACGUGGAAAAAGAACGAAUCAGAAUUUUCGAGAAAAACAUAACUUCGAGCAAUCGUACCUUUAACGGAACCGUCAAUCACACUCUGGACGCGACAAAUCUACCCGACGUGGAUAUCAAACCCAAGGAGUACUACAUGUGGAUUUACACCAUUUUCAUAUUUAGCUCGGUGAUAUUCCUGACGUUAAGAUCGUUUUUGUAUUACAUCAUUUGCAUGAAAGCGUCGAAGGUACUGCACAAUAAGAUGUUCACGAACGUCUUGCGAGCACCCAUGAGAUUCUUCGAUACGAAUCCAUCGGGUCGAAUUUUGAGCCGAUUUUCGAAAGAUAUGGGCGCUAUGGAUGAACUUCUACCGCGCUCUUUAAUUGAAGCUAUUCAAGUGUUCCUAUUGCUGAUCGGUAUAUUAGCAAUGGUCUUUAGUGUUAUUCCGUGGAUGGUCAUUCCAACCAUCGUUCUUGGAACAGUUUUUUAUUGGUUUAGAGUUGUAUAUUUGAAGACGGCGCAAGGCAUUAAACGAUUAGAGGGAACAACUAAAGCACCUGUGUUCUCUCAUCUAUCGGCUACUCUUUGCGGAAUACCUACAAUCAGAUCGGCGAAUGCUCAACAAAUGGUUACCAAAGAAUUCGAUGUGCUACAAAAUCAACACACAAGCACUUGGUUCCUAUUCCUAAUUAGUAGUGUUUCGUUCGGUUUUUAUCUCGAUAUGAUAAGUAUCACUUUCCUAGCAUUGCUUACCUAUCAAUUCGUACUGUUCAACAACGGACAGUUUCUUAGCGGUAAUAUCGGCCUGGUAGUUUCCCAAAGUUUGAUUUUAACAGGUAUGUUGCAGUUUGGAGUUAGGCAAAGCGCCGAUGCGGCCAGUAAUAUGAUUAGCGUCGAACGAAUUAUGCAAUAUACGAAACUAGAUAGAGAAGGUCCCUUCGAAACAGUAGGUAACAAACCGCCGAGAGAUUGGCCCAUUAAAGGAAGAAUAACUUUCAAGAAUACUUGCCUUAGAUACGCUAUGGAACUGCCGCCUGUAUUAAAAAAUAUUAACAUAUGUAUUGAACCCUCCGAAAAGGUUGGUAUAGUAGGAAGGACAGGUGCUGGUAAAUCAACGUUAAUUUCUUCGAUAUUUAGACUAGCGCCUAUAGACGGUACGAUUUGUAUAGACGACGUUGAUACAAGCAAAAUCGGUCUAAACGAUUUAAGAUCAAAUAUUUCGAUAAUUCCACAGGAACCCGUGCUAUUCUCAGCUUCCCUGAGAUACAAUUUGGAUCCCUUCGAAAGGCAUUCGGAUGAAGAUUUAUGGAAUGCGUUAGAGUAUGUUGAAUUGAAGUCGGCCUUUCCUGAUCUAAAUGUGAUAAUCAGCGAGGGUGGAUCGAAUCUUAGCGCCGGUCAAAGGCAAUUGAUUUGCCUAGCUAGAGCCAUAGUAAAGAACAAUAGGGUCUUAGUCAUGGAUGAGGCAACAGCCAACGUCGAUCCGCAAACUGACGCACUUAUUCAAAAAACUAUUCGCGAGAGAUUCAAAGACUGCACAGUUCUUACGAUUGCUCAUCGACUUAAUACCAUCAUGGACUCGGAUCGAGUAUUGGUUAUGGACGCCGGAGAAGUCAUUGAAUUUGAUCAACCGUACAUCCUGCUGCAAAAUCCAGAGAGUUUUUUCUCAAAAAUGUUAAAGGAGUCUGGACCCGCUAUGGAGGAUAGUUUGAAGCGCGUGGCUAAAAAGGCUUACUUGAAGAAAAACACCCUGCCGAUACACAAUGAGGUCAAUAAGAAAAUUGAUUGA